Alternaria burnsii is the source of this 1878-nucleotide messenger RNA. RefSeq lists its product as uncharacterized. The record is from RefSeq and is a predicted model, not a curated record. Gene Ontology annotation, cellular component: plasma membrane. NCBI's taxonomy places the organism in Eukaryota, Fungi, Ascomycota, Dothideomycetes, Pleosporales, Pleosporaceae. The transcript is spliced from 6 exons. Gene Ontology annotation, biological process: intracellular iron ion homeostasis; copper ion import; iron ion transport. Bases 1 to 1878 code for a protein of 625 amino acids. Gene Ontology annotation, molecular function: ferric-chelate reductase activity.
AUGGCGAGCUGGCUCACGUACCCACUACAACUGACGGGUAGUCGCGACUUUACCUGCGACGGUUUUACUGAACAGCAAUGUAGCUACUACAUGCAAAAAUGGCACUUCUGGUACAUCGCUGACUACGUUUACGCUUUGCCAACCAUAGCCUUCUUCUUGAGUGGGCUUGGAAUGUUCAUCAUCGGAAACCUUAUAUCAUCACAAAUGUUGGGGUAUCGCAAGUUUAGAGGACCUCUCGUCUGGCAGAAGUCUAUAGCCUUCAUUCGAUACCUGUCAUAUCGUGGCUUCCACAUCAAAACACUGCGAUGGAACUCGGCACCAGUCGGCGUCCUUCUACUUGGAGCUGUGGGUGCAGUAUACUUCUGUUGCAUGGACCUGGUACCACAGCCCUACUACUGGUCGAGCGAAGACUUCGGCGGCUCACCACCACUAGGGACCAGAUCGGGCUGGAUGGCAUUGGCUUGUAUGCCUUUCGUCUUUGCGACGGCAAGCAAGACAAACUGGAUCACCCUCGCGACUGGAGUAUCCCAUGAGAAGAUUCAAGUUUUCCAUCGCUGGACUGCGUACGCGUUCUUCCUGCUUGCAUUGAUGCACACAUUCCCUUUUAUUGUAUAUCACAUCAGAUGGCACGACAUGGUGAUGCAAGUCACGAUGAUGAACACACUAUUCUACUGGACCGGCAUUGUUGCACUUGUUUUUCAGGCCUGGCUCACGUUCGCCUCACACAGUGUGAUGAGGCGGAUGGGUUACGAGUUCUUUAAAGCCACGCACUUCACUGCAGUCGUUGUCUUUGUGGUCGUAUUCUUCUGGCAUUGCGACUAUACGCUCACUUCCUGGCACUACUUCAUUGCAACAGCUGCGAUAUACGUCCCGUGCUUCGUUUAUCCGUGGCUUCGCACCGCGUUCGAAUACGGGUUCACUCAAAAGGCAUUCGUGGAAAUCGAGGGCAAUGGUUUCAUACGCCUUACCGUCCCAUCGGUUAACAUGCGAUGGAAGCCAGGGCAGCAUUGUUUCCUACGGUUCACGAGUUUUGGUCUACAGGCUUUCUCUUCUCAUCCUUUCACUAUUUGCUCUCUGCCUUCCACACAGUCGAGUGAGAAGUCCGAGCUGGUAUUCUACAUACGGCAUUCGCAUGGCUUGACGAAGAAGCUCUAUGAACAUGCUCAGGAGCAUCCAGAAAUCUCUCUGCCUAUCCUGGUCGAUGGCCCAUAUGGUGGUAUCAACAUGCAAAGAUUGAACGAUGCAGAUCGCUUGCUCGUCAUCGCAGGUGGAUCAGGCGCGGGCUGGAUACUUCCCUUUCUCGAGCUCUUCUGUAGGCAGCGAAGCACUACAAGCAUGGCUGACAUGUCGACCGGAAGCAAUGUUUCGCCCAGCGACGAAGAGAAGCAAUCUGGCGUUGAGCAUUGCCGCAAGCUACGCGUCGUCCUGGCUACUCGCGAUAUCGCUAAUCGCACUUGGUUUCUGGAAACGAUUGCUGAACUCUUCGCCAUGUACUCUCCACAAUUGAAGCCCAGCGACAUCGAUAUCGAAAUCCAUUUGACUGAUAAAGCAGAGCGGAUGGUCGUUGCCGCAGGUACGAGAGGUUACGAAUCGGUUUCCACCUCAUCUUCAGCAGGCAACAUUGAGGUGGAGGCCAAAAGCGACCAGGUUACAGUGCCAACGGAAGAGCUUGCUGGUCGGCCAAACUUGCCCCAUGUCAUACAGAAGCAGACUGAACUGACAAGAGCACAUGAUGAGUCUUUGAGCGUGUACGUCUGCGGGCCGAUUACUAUGCAGAAUGACGUUAGAAAUGCAGUUGCGAAGGAAAAUCUGGCAAUACUCAAGGGUGUGAGGUCCGGCGGUGUAUACCUGCAUUCGGAACACUUCUCGUGGGCUUGA